GCGCAGGCGCCUUUCUCGCGCCCGGCGCCAUUGCGGUUGCUCACGGUGAGCCCGGUGCCAGCGCUAGCGCCUCUCGGCCCGGACAUGGCCACCGACUCUUGGGCCUUGGCCGUGGAUGAGCAGGAGGCGGCGGCCGAGUCGUUGAGCAGUUUACAUCUGAAGGAGGAAAAAACCAAACCAGAUGCCAAUGGUGCUGUUGUCAAGGCAGACGACAACAUAGAGAAGACGGAGGAUGAGGAGAAGGAGGACAGAGCUGCCCAGUCCUUGCUGAACAAGCUAAUCCGCAGUAACUUGGUUGACACAACAAAUCAGGUGGAGGUGCUGCAGAGGGAUCCCACGUCGCCUCUCUACUCCGUGAAGUCUUUUGAGGAGCUGCGGCUGAAACCACAGCUUCUGCAAGGAGUCUAUGCCAUGGGCUUCAACAGACCAUCUAAGAUACAAGAGAAUGCCUUGCCCAUGAUGCUUGCUGAACCCCCACAGAACCUGAUCGCACAAUCUCAGUCUGGUACUGGCAAGACAGCUGCCUUUGUCCUGGCCAUGCUCAGUCGUGUUGAGCCUGGGAACAAGUAUCCACAGUGUUUGUGCCUUUCCCCAACAUACGAGCUGGCACUUCAAACAGGAAAAGUGAUUGAACAGAUGGGAAAGUUUUAUCCGGAGCUGAAACUUGCAUAUGCUGUUCGAGGAAAUAAAUUGGAGAGAGGUCAGAAGAUCUCUGAGCAGAUUGUAAUCGGCACUCCUGGCACUGUGCUGGACUGGUGUUCCAAACUGAAAUUCAUAGAUCCCAAGAAAAUCAAAGUGUUCGUCUUGGAUGAGGCUGACGUGAUGAUAGCAACCCAAGGGCAUCAGGACCAGAGCAUCCGCAUUCAGAGAAUGCUCCCCAGAGACUGCCAGAUGCUUCUGUUUUCAGCCACUUUUGAGGAUUCUGUGUGGAAGUUUGCUCAAAAAGUUGUUCCUGACCCAAACAUUAUCAAACUGAAGCGAGAGGAGGAGACACUGGACACUAUUAAGCAGUAUUACGUUCUGUGCAAUAACAGAGAUGAGAAGUUCCAGGCUCUCUGCAACAUCUACGGCGCUAUCACCAUUGCCCAGGCCAUGAUCUUCUGCCACACUCGCAAGACGGCCGGCUGGCUAGCGGCGGAGCUCUCGAAGGAAGGCCAUCAGGUGGCGCUGCUCAGCGGGGAAAUGAUGGUGGAACAGAGAGCUGCUGUGAUAGAGCGUUUCCGAGAGGGCAAAGAAAAGGUGCUGGUGACCACAAACGUCUGUGCCAGAGGGAUUGAUGUAGAGCAGGUCUCUGUUGUCAUCAAUUUUGACCUUCCUGUGGAUAAAGAUGGCAAUCCAGAUAACGAGACGUAUCUGCACCGGAUUGGACGUACGGGUCGCUUUGGCAAGCGAGGACUGGCUGUGAACAUGGUGGACAGCAAGCACAGCAUGAAUAUUCUCAACAGAAUCCAGGAACAUUUCAACAAAAAGAUAAACAAAUUGGAUACCGACGACUUGGAUGAAAUUGAGAAGAUAACUAACUGAAGUGCAGCUGCUGGAACUGGUGUGUACCCUGCUGUGGAAGCUCUCCCACUACAAUUGGAUCAGCGCUCAGAUUGGCACGCCUCUCGGCUAGUCCCGCAAAGGACUCUUUUAAGAAAAUGAGUACACAAAAAUUACCUCAUUUGAAAAAUUGCAGUUGGACUUCAAAUUGUGCAACUAUGAGGAAGAAGAGGAAAUGUUUACAGAAGCUUUUAACAUUUCUUAGUUUAGCCUUAAAAUGGAAAGAUCUUUUGAAUUCUAUGAAAUAAUGUUUGCCAAAAAAUGGGCAAUAGGUAAUUAUAUAAAACAAAAUUAAAAAAGAAGAAAAAAAAGCAAAACUUUAUUGCCUUUAAUUGAAAUAAAGUUCAGCAUUCACCUGAUCAGGUAAAAUUAAAAAGUCAAAUAUAUAAUGGACAGAAGUAAAG
Messenger RNA from Mesitornis unicolor (brown roatelo), 1946 nucleotides. Its product is annotated as ATP-dependent RNA helicase DDX19B. The record is from RefSeq and is a predicted model, not a curated record. The transcript has 12 exons. Bases 85 to 1524 code for a protein of 479 amino acids. Gene Ontology annotation, biological process: poly(A)+ mRNA export from nucleus. Gene Ontology annotation, cellular component: nucleus; cytoplasmic stress granule. NCBI's taxonomy places the organism in Eukaryota, Metazoa, Chordata, Aves, Mesitornithiformes, Mesitornithidae. Gene Ontology annotation, molecular function: RNA helicase activity; RNA binding; ATP binding.